Messenger RNA from Anopheles coluzzii, 1593 nucleotides. It is a transcript of the gene Ran, whose product is annotated as GTP-binding nuclear protein Ran. The record is from RefSeq and is a predicted model, not a curated record. The transcript has 3 exons. Gene Ontology annotation, cellular component: cytoplasm; nucleus. NCBI's taxonomy places the organism in Eukaryota, Metazoa, Arthropoda, Insecta, Diptera, Culicidae. Bases 356 to 1000 code for a protein of 214 amino acids. Gene Ontology annotation, biological process: ribosomal subunit export from nucleus; protein import into nucleus. Gene Ontology annotation, molecular function: GTP binding; GTPase activity.
GGACAACAGUCAACAUAGCCGCACAUUUCGCGCCUCCUGACGUCGUUCGUUUGCUAACCUGGUCCCUGCUCGUCAUCUUGAGCGUUUUUUCGUGGUGUGAUCAAGCUAUCCUGCUGUAAGUACUGGUCCAAAGUGCUGAAAUAGUACGAUAUUAGAACAAUUACCAUCGCUAGGGUUGUGUGAAACAGUUAUUUCAAGGCAGACAACGUUAAACUAACUCAGGAUCCCAGUUGGACGACUGAGGUGAGGCCGAGCGGUACCAGCUUAAAGGAAGGAUAAAAGCACUGACCCGGAGGAGGCUCCUCGUAUAAAAGUAAAGCUUUUGCAACAGACGAAGAGUACAGCUGCAACAACAAUGGCGGAAGCAGAUAUGCCAACUUUCAAAUGCGUGCUGGUCGGCGACGGUGGUACCGGCAAAACGACAUUCGUCAAACGUCAUAUGACGGGUGAGUUUGAAAAGAAGUACGUCGCCACCCUCGGCGUAGAGGUGCAUCCACUGGUAUUCCACACGAACCGUGGUGCAAUCCGGUUCAAUGUGUGGGACACGGCCGGACAGGAAAAGUUCGGUGGGCUUCGCGAUGGAUACUACAUCCAGGGACAGUGUGCCAUCAUUAUGUUCGACGUAACGUCUCGAGUGACCUACAAGAACGUGCCCAACUGGCAUCGCGAUUUGGUGCGCGUCUGCGAAAACAUCCCAAUCGUUCUGUGCGGUAAUAAGGUAGACAUCAAGGAUCGUAAGGUGAAGGCCAAGUCCAUCGUAUUCCACCGGAAGAAGAACCUACAGUACUAUGAUAUUUCUGCCAAAUCGAACUACAACUUCGAGAAACCGUUCCUGUGGCUGGCUCGCAAGCUUGUCGGUGAUCCUAACCUGGAGUUCGUUGCCAUGCCUGCCUUGCUUCCACCGGAAGUGAAAAUGGACAAGGAUUGGCAGGUACAGAUCGAGAAGGAUUUGGAGGAGGCACAGGCAACGGCCCUGCCAGACGAGGACGAGGAUUUGUAAGCCAUUGGAUACGCAACGUGGUUACAUGGUCCAUCGUAUUUUUGUAAUUUGAAUUAUAAGAAGAUUCAGUUAGGUCGGCGGUUAAAAUCCUGCUAGCAAGGCAACGGAAAUGUAGAGAAGAGUACACUUAAUCCCACAAAAUAGAGCGAACUCAAUAAUUGAACUAGCAACAGGCCCCCAGACAGGAGAAUAUCUUAACGAAACAAUUGCAGGUAAUUCAAUCUUGUUUCGGAACAAAGAGUACAGCAUAAGAAUGAUAGGAUACAGCAGGAAAUUGUAAAGCCGGCAAGGAGAAUCGAAAUCAUUUUGUUUGAUUCGGAAGACAGCGGAGAGAGAGAGAGAGAAAGAUAAAGAGCGUUAGCUAGGGGAUAGUACAGUACAGAAAUGAAAUAUUAUGCGUUCAUCAUUUAUUGGUUCCGUAGGUACUGAAAACGGUAAGUUUUGCACCGUUUUGCUGCGUUUAGGUGUACAAGACAGCAGGAAUGUUUGAGUUCCCUUUAAUUUUAAUGUUACUGUGUGUCGAUGGAAGGAUUAGGAGAUAUAUUGGAGAAUGAAAAUACACAAGCUCAUGCAAGAUUCCACUCUCGUAAGAA